AUGUUCUCACUCCGAUCUUAUGUCUCUCUCGUUUUGAUCUCAGAGGAUGCAAAAUUAAGAAGACCACCUUCUCCUUACGCUGCAGAGGGUGUCCCUUUUCACCGCAAUGCAGAAGCGACGGUAGAGUUUGUUGACCUAUCCUUUCUUAUCUCUCCUCCAGCUACAUCAUCUGUCCGAAUUACUACCACCAUCAUCGACGUGGUGACAGUGAAAGGCGCGGAUUUUGCUGAGAUCCGUGACGUCUCUCUGGCAAUCGCUCACAUGGCGGUAGUGGCCAUGUUUGUCACCGUGACGAUUGCAGAUGUAAGAGGAUUGAGAGGAGGAAGAGAGAGAAGUUCCGCUAAGGCGCCGUCAUCGAAGGAGGAAGGAGUUUACAAAACAGCUGCUCUCUCUCUCUCCGGCACCGACACUACCACCACCACCAUUCCUAGGUUUCAUACGGAACCGCACAAAACCACCGAGGAGGAGGUGGAGACCCCCCGACAGUGCUUCCUGGCGUGCAAAGCUGCAGGUCCCACUCGAGCCACUGCCGUGCCCCCUUAA
This is a messenger RNA of Echinococcus granulosus, 543 nucleotides long. RefSeq lists its product as hypothetical. The record is from RefSeq and is a predicted model, not a curated record. The transcript has 3 exons. Lineage: Eukaryota; Metazoa; Platyhelminthes; Cestoda; Cyclophyllidea; Taeniidae. Bases 1 to 543 code for a protein of 180 amino acids.